Molecule: messenger RNA, 1541 nt
Organism: Patella vulgata (common limpet)
Lineage: Eukaryota; Metazoa; Mollusca; Gastropoda; Patellidae
Exons: 4
Coding region: 217-1413 (398 amino acids)
Biological process (GO): sensory perception of taste
Cellular component (GO): membrane
Source: RefSeq, a predicted model, not a curated record
UGAAUAUUUAAACUCUAGAUUAUUUGCGAUGUGUUCUAUCGUUUUCGUCAACACGGAAGCCCUUUUCUGGUCAGGUUAACAAACCGAAUACUUGAAGUUCAGCAUCUGUUUAUUAAAAAUACAAAAAAAAACACUUCACAAUCUUUCGUACAACAACUUUAAAAUUCUUUUUUUAAACUUCAGGAAUAAUCAGGACUAUAUGAGAGAUAGGACAGUAUGAGUAAGGUUGGAAUAGUGAAAGAAAUCAACAUGGGGCCAUCCUUAACAAACGGGAUAUUUAAACUUUUCGAUGUAAUUUUUAUGGUGUCUGGAACGUACAUGACUGUAACAAAGAAGACCAAAUCCAAAUUGCAUCUGAUGUAUUGUUUGUUGGUGACGUUCAUGGCGCUGUUUCAGGCUGGAAGAGUAAUUGGCCUUUUCCUGCAACCGGCAUCCUUAGAAGACUAUCUGGCCACGCAUGUGGCUUUUUGCGCCAUACAAAGUGUCAACUUGUUUUUGAAUCUUGUCCAUUGGAUUGGUUUCCGCAGAGAUUACGACUCACUGAAGAAAGAGUUUUUACAUUAUGAAAUUAAUUACGGAUUGACCGUUAUUGGAAAGAGGAGAAAAUGUAUCAAGCAUCUGAUGGGCGGUUGUAUCAUUUCCCCUAUAGUGUUUUUGAUUAGCCUCGGCUUUACUGUUUACAUUUCUCCAGAAAUGAAAAUAAUGUUAUUUCCGUUUAAUAAAUUCAGUGGAUGGAAACUUUACGUCGGUCAUUUUGCUCUUAUGCUUACAGAAAUUCCUAUAUUACUACAAUUCUUAUCAAUCUCCCUGCUAUUUUUCUUUUGUUCUUACUUUUUAAGUAAGGAAUUCGGAAGAAUUAAUUCAUUGAUACAAUCCGACAUUCAACAAAUGACUGUUCUGAAACUGAACACUCUUAUGAAGCAGCACCAAGCAGUCUGUGACCUUCUGUCAGCUGUUAAUCGGAUUUGCAAGCACUAUUUGGUGGGGAGUAUUCUUGCUUUCUUUACGGCUGAUUGUUUUAUGUUGGUCAUGUUAACCAAUGUUUCAUCACUGACAACUGUUUAUUUCACUGCUAUGUUAUUUUGGGCAAUAGUAUACUUCUUGGUGUUCAAUGCUUUACUUUUAAUUGCCUCGCAGGUCAGCUCAAUGGCUCAUGAAACAUUAGACGAAAUAUGGAAGAUUGAUUUUUCGUCUUUAACAGAUAAAGGAUUAAAAUUGAUAGAUAUAUUUACUACCAAGUUAAGUGGAUCAACAAUUGGGUAUGAUGUAUAUGGUUUGUUUACUAUACAGAAAUCAAGUAUAUUAGCGAUAUGUGGGACACUCUUGACAUAUUUUAUUGUAGCAGUACAAUUUAAACCUGGUGGAAAUGGAGAGAAUAGCUUGGAGAUUCCCCAAAACCUGACAUUUAACUGAUAAUUUCGGAAGUAUCCCGUUAAUGAAGUAUGUGUAUCAACUUUAUAAUCAGACUGAAAUGAAAUCAAAAUGGGGUCUAUAAACUGCCCUGUUCUGCACCGACUGGGCAUAGGCUACACAGUGUGUUA